CACGAUCAACCAAUCAGAGCGGCGAGUUGUAAAAACGGACCAAUCAGAGCGCGAGCUGUAGGUGUUCCGCUUUCCCUGCAAUCUCUCGCUGAUCUGACUUCAGAUUGAGAGAAUUCAAGAUGGCCGCCGCCUCAGGCUCCAGGUGAGGGCGCCACUCUGUUCUACUCUCUCUCUCUCUCUCUCUCUCUCUCUCUCUCCCUCUCUCUCUUGCGGCUGACUGAAGCUCAGUGCUGCAUCCUCCCUGUCUCUGCUUCCCCGUGGAGACGCCAUGUCCUCCACGUCGUCCUGCUCCUCGUCGGGGGAGACGAGCCCGGAGGACGUUCCCCGAGGAGGAGGAACCAUCCGUGUCUACCUCCCCAACAAACAGCGCACAGUGGUGAACGUGCGUCCAGGUCAGACGGUGCACGACAGUCUGGACAAAGCGCUCAAGGUGCGAGGCCUCACUCAGGACUGUUGCGCCGUUUUCCGCCUCCUCGAAGGUCGUAAAAGGCUGACAGAAUGGAACACUGACAUCACACCCCUCGUCGGAGAGGAGCUUCUUGUCGAGGUUUUGGACGACGUCCCCCUCACCAUGCACAACUUCGUUCGUAAAACCUUCUUUAAGUUAGCGUACUGUGACUUCUGCCACAAGUUCCUGUUUAACGGCUUCCGGUGUCAGACGUGCGGCUACAAGUUCCACCAGCACUGCAGCAGCAAAGUGCCCACAGUCUGCGUGGACAUGGACACCAUGAAACGGUAUGCAGGAGAUUGUGCAACAGUCACUGGUGAAGUUGUGUCCGAUCCUAUUCCCGCUGGCAUCCCUUUAACCCCUGAGCCUGCUGGUUCAGCGCUGCUCUCGCCAGCCUCGGCGUUCCACUUCCCCAUGCCGGGAGGGGACGGUCAGUCUCUGCAGAGGCUUCGCUCCACCUCAACCCCCAACGUCCACAUGGUCAGCACGCUGGGGCCUGGAGCGGCCAGCGUCAUCGAGGAGGCAUUAAAAUCCAACAGCCCAAUGGGACCAGAAUCCUCUCCCAAACCCUCGACUAGUCCACCUCACCUUGGCUCUCCGGGUCGAAAACCACCCAAAUCGCCCCCGGAGCGCAAACCGGCCCCCAUCCUUGACGGAAAAAAGGAAAGGAAUCAGCGUUACAGAGACUCGAGCUACUACUGGGAAGUGCCGUCGCACCAAGUGACCAUGCAGAAGCGCAUCGGCGCCGGCUCCUUUGGCACCGUCUUCAAGGGCAAGUGGCACGGAGACGUGGCCAUCAAGAUCCUGAAGGUGACAGAGCCGACGCCGGAGCAGCUGCAGGCCUUCAGGAAUGAAAUGCAGGUCCUGCGGAAGACGCGCCACGUCAACAUCCUGCUGUUCAUGGGCUUCAUGACGAAGCCGCACUUCGCCAUAAUCACGCAGUGGUGCGAAGGCAGCAGCCUUUACCGCCACCUGCACGUCACCGAGACCAAAUUCGACACCAUGAGGCGCAUCGACGUGGCGCGCCAGACGGCGCAGGGCAUGGACUACCUUCACGCCAAGAACAUCAUUCAUCGGGACCUGAAAUCUAAUAAUAUCUUCCUGCACGAGGGUUGGACGGUGAAGAUCGGCGACUUCGGCUUGGCCACGGUGAAGUCUCGCUGGAGCGGCUCGCAGCAGGUGGAGCAGCCCAGCGGAUCCAUACUCUGGAUGGCUCCGGAGGUGAUCCGCAUGCAGGACCCGAACCCUUACACCUUCCAGUCGGACGUGUACGGCUACGGCGUGGUGCUGUUCGAGCUCAUGUCCGGCACGCUGCCUUACUCCAAUAUCAACAACCGCGACCAGAUCAUUUUCAUGGUGGGUCGAGGCUACCUGUCACCAGACCUCAGCAAGCUGUACAGUAACUGCCCCAAGUCCAUGAAACGUCUCAUCAUUGACUGUCUGAAAUUCAAACAGGACGAAAGGCCGCUCUUUCCUCAGAUCCUGGUGUCCAUCGAGCAGGUGCAGGAUCUCUUGCCCAAGAUCGAGCGCAGCGCCUCGGAGCCAUCGCUGCACCGCGCCGUUCACGCUGAGGACCUGAACCCGCUGCUGCUGCACACCACACGCCUCCUGCCUCUGUGAAACCAGAAGAUUCUGCACAAGAUUCUGUCCUCCGCACUCACUACACACUCACACACACACUCUCUCUCUCUCACACACACACACACACACACAUUCCUGCUGUGCAUUCCUUGUCUCCUUAACGCAUCAGCAAAACUUUCCAGUCAUUCCAGUCAUUUCUCCGUGUGAACAAACGGUCCUCUGAUACGAUUUAUUCAUAUUUUAUUCUUCCCUUUUGCAACCCGAGAGCAUUUAUUUUUACUCUGAAAUCCGUCACAAACUCGAUUCGAUUGUGGCCACAUUCGCAGACGUAGAGAAACCUAAAGCGUUUCUGAGUUAUAGUGAUAUUUCCGUUAUGGGGAUUUUGAUCACAUUUCUAAUUAAACUCAUUUCAUUCAUGUUUAGAUGCGGGAUUGCGAACGUCCGAUUCUGCGUUUAGAAACACCAGUCGGUUUGCACUUUAAUAUUAGAAAUCCAUACACGACGAGCGAACACUACACGUUUUCUAAAGCACCAGUACCUUCCUGUCAUGACUUAGACAUGUUUAAAAAAAUUGCACUCCUUCCCUUAAGCUAAGGCUUGAUCAAGGCGGCUUCGUUAGCGUAGUCAGUUAUGCAGUUUAUUCCAGUAAUCAGCAUGUACCGUUGUGUUACCAUGGUAACAGAGCAUUUAAUCCUUGCACGUUUUAAAACCUUGGGACCAAGCAGCCAGAAAUCAGUUUUUGUAACAAGGAGGAACGGGGGAAACGGAGCAGGUGGAAUGAGGUUCCUGCAGAUAAACCUUUCUUAGUCGCAGACUCGCCAUCCUCUUAGGUGUUUUAUAGGUAGCCGAGAGUUUUCACCGUAUUACAGUAAAGAGCAAAUUCCAUUCAGAAUGCACACAUCACGUAACUAGCUAUGUACAAUUGUUUGUGCUGCCAUGGCAACCGGCAGUUAGCUACAGAUAGGAACGCCCCUUAUAGAGACCAGUGUUAAAUGACGUGAGGUUAGGAACGGACGCCGCUUUUCUUUGUUCGGUUCUUUGCAUGCUGUCUAAUCAAACAAGGGAGCAGGUUAGAAAACAGGAAGUAGUUAUGUGUGAAAAUUUUACCGUAUCCCUCCCUCAGAAAACCUGUUCUACAUAGCGACGAUAUAUCGGCAUGAUGGUUUACGAAGAAAUUCUGAAGGAUAAAAGCGAUCCUCUUGGGAACAUGUUCUAGCAAAAUAGCAACCACCUUAGCAACACCCUAGCAAGCACAUGGAAUACCAUAGCAACCACUUUAGCAACAACCUUGCAACACCCUAGCAAACACCUGGGAUGUCAUAGCAACCAUCUAGCAACAACCUUGCAACACACUAGCAAACACUUGGAAUGCCAUAGCAACCAUCUAGCAACAACCUUGCAACACACUAGCAAACACCUGGGAUGCCAUAGCAACCAUCUAGCAACAACCUUACAACACACUAGCAAACACCUGGGAUGCCAUAGCAACCAUCUAGCAACAACCUUGCAACACCCUAGCAAACACCUGGGAUGCCAUGAUAAGCUUCGCAAGUAAUUUUAAUUUAUUUUUUUUUUGAGGAAAUGCACGUUGCUAGUGAACGUGUAGCUGUAGACAGAUAACGCAGGGUAACAUCAGUUAACGAGAAACGCAGAGAAAAAAAUCUUUAUGGCCAGCAGGGUAUCAGCGAGUCAUCAGCAGUGUGUCCGGGUGAUGAUUUUUCAGUUAGCAGCGUGUACAGUGUGUUUCACGGGCUUGGCAGUCUAGCCGAGUACAUUCCAGUUCAAUCUGGACUGUGAAGCGGCACAGCGUGGUGGCGCAGGAGCGCAGAUGGCUGCAGUGAGUAAUCACGUAGUGUGUGUGUUCUAUAGUGCUGGUGUAUCCGCAGAUGGGAAAAGAACUAGACAUUUGUUAGCGACGGUAUGUGUGUGUGUGUGUGUGUACAGUCAGCUCCAGAAUUAUUGGCACCCUCGGUAAAGACAGAUUUAAAAAGAAAGGUUGUGAUAUAAUGUUUUUGUGGUUAAUCUCAGUGUGAAAGAAAUCGAAACUUUAUUUAUUUAUUUAUUUAUACAUGUUCUUUACGCUGGGCAGCGAUACUGUCCUGGGAACGCUAGAGGUGAGACGGGAAUACAUCCUGGGCACCAUCCGUGUACACUCACUCACACCUACAGGCAUUUUAGCGUGGCCAGUUCAUGUACCUACCUGUUUUUGGGAGGUGGGAGGAAACCUGAGAACCCAGAGGAAACCCCACACAGACACAGGCAGAACAUGCACAACUCCACACAGACAGUCACCUGAGCUCAGGAUUGAACCCCCUGGGACCAAAUUCUGACCUUUUAAAUUGAAGUAAAAUAAAAUAUCAAUUAUUGGCACCCCUUUUCUCAUGAACAGAAUAUAAUUGAUGUAAAGUUCUCGUUUGUAUAUCACCUUCUUAAGUUCACCUGAGUGUUUAGGAACUCUUAAGCGAUCAUCCCUGACUUCCUGUUUUACUGGGGUAUAAAUACAAGGUGACACAAACCACAUUUCUGUCAUGCCAAUAAUUCUAGAGCUAAGGUUUGUACUUUCAUAUCGAACUCUUCUUUUCUGAGCAGAACUUUUUCAGUAGUUGGCUGCGUUUAGGUUGGUGGUUUGCUUAGUUAAUUUUGCUGAACUAGAACUUGAUGUACUCUAUGUACAAUUUUUGGUGAAAAAAGGCAAGCGGUGAUGUAGGGAAAGCGUGAUUGUGCAUAUUUGAAUAUUGCGAUAUAUCUAACCGAUUUACAACACAAAUUGUAUCGUGUGUAAGAUGUGCAGGUUCGUAGGAAUUGUAAUGAACGAGAAUUAUUUUGUACGUAUGAAGUUGAAUCAUGAAGCCCCACCGUCGGAAAUAUUCAGAAAUUCAUAUGCUGCAUUAUCAGCUCUCUAUUCAGCCACAAGGGGUCAGCGUUUAAAAAAAAAAAAAAAAAGAAGCACUCAACAUCUUAACACUUCUCUUCUAAAUUAUUGAAUUAUUCUAAAUUAAUACAAUUCACAAAGUGAGACUUUGGACAUACAUUUAUUUUGGAUCUAGAAAGCAUAGAUCAGCUCAAGAUAUAAGAGGCAAGGUCAAAGUAAUUUUUGUGUCUUGUUUUGUUUUUGUUUUUUUUGUUUCCCCCCCCCCCUCCCCCCCUAUUUCCUGAAGCAGUAUCAUCAACUAGUUUAGGUCACGCCUGAAAAACACAAAAUGGACAGCUUGUGUCAUUUCUUAGCUACUUUUAUUGGUUUGUUUUUGAAACAGGGGCUGGUUACCCCUGAAAGUCUUCUCUGAGGAGGAGGAGUGUGUAGCUGUGAUGAGCGUGAGCGGUAUACAGUUAGCGUCACCGUAUCACAUCCGUGGCCCAAACUCCAGAAUUCAAGCCUAGUCAGGGUUCUCAGCAGGACGUCAGCCGUUUCAGCACGUAGCAUCUGUUAGAAUUCGUUAACUACAAUGUAGCUCUCUGACUGGAUUUCUUUAUCUGCUUGCUGACUAGCCAGCGGGUUUACUAGAGGUGCUGAUUAGCAGGCUUGUGAACAAGCAGAAUUACGUAAUGAAGGCUGUUAUGUCAGUAAUAAAGGACGUGCUGUUAAAGGAACAACUGUUAGGCGGAGCUACUGUUACCACUAUAAUAACAGCACGUCCCGAAGUGUCUUAUUUCUCUUAUAACACAACAGUUUGCCAGCAGUUACAACUGUAUAUUUAUUUAAGUAAAGGCAUGCUGUACUUUGCGGAUCCCUGUGAAUGAGCUGUUACCAUAGAAACGGUAGUAUAAUAAUGUAUUAGAACAACCACAUUCAUUAUCAACCUGUGAUUUGUCUUGCAGCUGAACUGCCAGAGGUGCUGUUAUAGAUAAUUAAUCAACCCCUUUGACUAAUCAGGCUCAAGAAUUCAUCAGAUGGAUCUGCAUUCAAACCCAGUUGAAACGUAGCAUAUCAAUUUUUUUUAACUAUUAAAUACUUUAUUGGUUCUGUUUGCAUUUACAAAAGUGCAGUUCCUGCUCCUGAAGUCUGCAGUGAUGGAAAUGUUCAGCUGAUCCCUCAGGACUCCAAGGCGCCAUCAGUGUAACUCCAUUUGAGUCGAUGCAGGUUCGGAGCGGACGUUAAGGUGGCGCUGGAGAGGAGAAAUCAACAAGUAGUACUUGAACGCAGCCUGUGUUUGGAAUUUUGCUGGCUUUCUACCGCUCACUAGUGAUCAAGAUUGAGUCGUAAAAGUCGCAUAUCGUGUAUCUGUUGUGUCAUUUAAGCAAGUUGGUGUGUGUAUUCAAGUGUGCGAUUUGAUGUUUUUAGCGUAAGAUGAAGAUUACUAGGUACUUUCGGUAGGUCAAAAACGUGCUCGUUAGCUGAUAUCCACAUGCUGCAAAUCGACUGGUGUAUAUUUCUAAUUAACACAUAACUGUUUAUUAACGAGCUUUCAGAAAUCAUCGCCGCCGUUACCGAACCUCCUUCUCGCGGGGGUUCGGCCGCACACUGUUGUUGCAAUAGUUAAUUAUAUGUGUAAAAUACUUUUCAGAAAUAUUCAUAUCUGAGAGGUUUGUGAGAUUAGUUUGAGAUUUUAAAAGACUUUUCGCGCAAGAUCGGUUUCUAUCUAGCUGAAGCGCGAGUUCACCACAAAGAACUGUUCCGAUUUCAUUAGUUCUCACUAACUAAUAUGCAGUUAUACUUGAUAUAGACAAAUCAUUGUAUAUCCUGUCCAUAUUUACGUCACUAAAGUCAAACAUAAUAAUUAAAAACGUAAUGGCGGGGUCUUGUUAGAUAAGUGCAAUGUGACAAAAAAAGUAGUUUCUGAUAACUGAUGAAAUAGCAAUGGACUGUUCAACUCGACUAUACAUCAUACAGAAAUGCUAAUGAUAAAUGAAAGAUGAUUUUCAUGCUAGUAGCUAUAAUAAUUAAAAAACAUUAGUAAUAUUUUUCGAUAUUUUAAUAAUCAUUUCAGUGCUCCAUUCUUCGUACGUGGAUUACCGAGUUAGCCGGAUUGGAUUGUUGACGAUCUGCCCGUUCUUUAAAGCUCAGACCUUCCCUAGAGCUGCUUAUUCAACAUAAACAAGAUUGGAACGCACAUUUAGAAGCAUUAUGUAAAUACAGAAAAUAGUGUGUGUUAUAUAUGACUAAACAUAUCAUGCAAUUAUUAAAUCAAGGUCAUGUAACUGCUAUUCCGAGUCCUCAAAUUGAUUUCGUGUGCCCGUGGAUGUAUCGCGGUGGUCACCCCCAGGCAAAAUUGUAGGAUUGUGUAGGACUAUAGCUUGUAUAUUUGAUGUCCAUUCAAAGUGGAGAUUGAAAUACAGUUAAAUCCUUCAAACGGUUUCUUUAGAUGAGCUGAAAUAAGCCAAAAUAAAACCGGCACAACUUUAUUCAUUCGAGAACUCAUAAUGUAAAAAAAGCAUUUUGAUUUCAUGGCUUUGAUUUAAUAUCCUGUAGCCACAUUCUUACUAUAUUGUGGGCAAGAAAAAAUUCAUUGUCCUCUCCAGACUUCCGUACUAUUCCUAUUUGGCAAUCAUUGACACGUUGAUCAUGGUUUUGAUUUUCAAGUGCGUGUGAGGAAUGGAAUUAGCCCGUUCGGAAUUAAAACGAUUACUAAAUCUGCCAUUACGUCUUCUUGGAUUUGUUAAGCAACAUACGAAGAAUGGAGUCACCACACAGAGACAGAUUGUGUUUAAUCUGCUAUAGUGACAUUAUACAGUUAUAUCUGCUUUAGGUGACACGUAACAUGAAAAGAGAAACAGUCAAAACUAAACAGUUAUUGCAGAGUUGCACAUUGAAACAUAAAGAAAAAGCGACAGUUUCAGUUUUCAUCUUUAAACUAAAAGCUUCUUAAAGACGGCUCAUCUGUUUUCAUGACGUCGGUCAGUGGGUGUGGCUUUAUCUGUAGUAGAUUUUAAAAAAAAAUUUUUUUAUUUGAGGGCUCCAAUCUUUUCAACAGCUGGCCAUCUGAAGCACACUGUUUAAAAAUGCAAUACAGUUACGAAAACUUUACAAAAGGCGUAAAACUCCACUUUAACGCGUCUGCUGUCAGGAACCGCGGAGGGGAAACGGGUCAAACUCUAAACUCAAUCCACAGUUGUUUUUCUUCGCAAAGCAGAACACAACGAUCAACUUUUGUUCAAAGGUUUUUGCAUAUUUUAGGUGAAUUGCAAUAAUUUUUUUGUGUGUAUAGUUGAAGAGGUAUGGGGGGUGUUUAAAGUUUGCAAUAAAUGUACUCUGCUGUGUACAGUUACAUUUCUUUCUUUUUUUUUUUGUUUUUUGUUUUUUGUUUUUUUUUUUUUUAGUUUUACUUUAAAUUGUACUUGUUUCUAUUUUUUGUGUAACGAUUUCCAAAAGAACAAAAUUAUUUUAAAAAAAAAAAAGUAAAAGGAAAUCUUAGUAUUUUUUUAGGGUUAUUAUUUUUAUUUGGUCUUAAAAAUAUGGAGGAGACAGGACUUUAUUCUUAAAAUAAAACGGUGGAUUUGUGAUGAA
Messenger RNA from Pangasianodon hypophthalmus (striped catfish), 8471 nucleotides. It is a transcript of the gene araf, whose product is annotated as A-Raf proto-oncogene, serine/threonine kinase. The transcript has 16 exons. Gene Ontology annotation, cellular component: cytosol; mitochondrion. Lineage: Eukaryota; Metazoa; Chordata; Actinopteri; Siluriformes; Pangasiidae. Gene Ontology annotation, biological process: protein phosphorylation; signal transduction. The record is from RefSeq and is a predicted model, not a curated record. The coding region runs from base 269 to 2068 and encodes 599 amino acids. Gene Ontology annotation, molecular function: ATP binding; protein kinase activity.